This is a messenger RNA of Lampris incognitus (smalleye Pacific opah), 1224 nucleotides long. RefSeq names its product collagen alpha-1(XXVI) chain (gene col26a1). Lineage: Eukaryota; Metazoa; Chordata; Actinopteri; Lampriformes; Lampridae. The coding region runs from base 1 to 1224 and encodes 407 amino acids. The record is from RefSeq and is a predicted model, not a curated record. The transcript is spliced from 13 exons. Gene Ontology annotation, molecular function: protein binding.
AUGGCCGGGUCGCUCCUAUACGCGCUGUGCGUGUGGGUUUCUUUCAUCGGUUCUAGCGCGGGGACGGGGUUCGUGUAUCAGUUCCCAGGGGUGUCUCUCCAGCGCGCCAAAGCCGAGCAAAGCGUCAGCAAGGGAUCGCCGGGCACCGGGUCCCACACCCAACUCAGGAACUGGUGUCAGUACACGGUUUCCAGGACGGUGACUUGCCAAGUACACAAUGGGACAGAGACCACUGUCCAGAGAGUGUUCCAGGGCUGCCGGUGGCCCGGACCUUGUGCCAAACUCAUCAGCUACAGGACCCUGGUCAGGCCGUCCUAUAAAGUGGCCUACAGGCAGAUCACUGCGCUGGAGUGGAGGUGCUGCCCGGGCUUUGUUGGAGAAGAGUGUCGUGAGGAGUGCAUGAACUGCACGGGUUUCACCGCCAUGAACAGCAGACUUGAUGUCCUUGAAUCCAAGAUCAAGCUGCUAGCAGGGCCAGGAUCCAACCUGCGACCAGCCACUGGUUUUUCAGAGGGCUCCUCGCACAACGAGGUAGACACACCCCAGCCUACUCCUAUUGGACCUCCAUCGUACCUGCCGUCAGUUGAGAGGGGUCCUCCAGGACCUGUUGGACCACCAGGGCUUCCUGGUUCGGCUGGACAACCAGGAGUGGCUGGGAGAGCCGGACUGCCUGGACCAAUAGGACCAAAGGGGGAGAGGGGCUUUCCAGGAGAAUCUGGUCUUCCUGGACCUCCUGGUCCACCAGGCCCUCCAGGGCCCAGUUUCCAUUCAGCCCGGGUGAGAGGUGAUGUGUUUGGGAUCGACGAGCAAGGCCCUCCGGGACCAAGAGGACCUCCAGGUGUCCUAGGACCACAUGGUGAGGAAGGUCGCCAAGGCAACGCAGGGGUUCCUGGCCCUAAAGGAGAUGCAGGAGAAAGGGGGCCUCUGGGUUUAGCGGGGCUGCAAGGCCUACCUGGACCGCCGGGGCCGAAGGGAGAGCCGGGAGAGGGCUGGUCUGAGGGCGAGGGCGUGCAACAGCUCAGGGAAGCGCUGAAGAUCCUUGCAGAGAGACUCUUGAUUCUGGAGCACAUGAUUGGCAUUCACGAGAACUCGGAAGGCUCCGGACUCGGCAGUUUGACGGACCCCCUGUCCUUCUCCGUGGUUAAAACCAAGCGCCUGCAGCCAGUUCGAAGCCCGUCUCAGCCCACGACACAGGAGAAAAGACAAAGACGAGCUCCUUUUUAA